Molecule: messenger RNA, 5307 nt
Organism: Ascochyta rabiei
Lineage: Eukaryota; Fungi; Ascomycota; Dothideomycetes; Pleosporales; Didymellaceae
Product: iqgap- protein
Exons: 3
Coding region: 1-5307 (1768 amino acids)
Biological process (GO): regulation of GTPase activity; regulation of actin cytoskeleton organization
Cellular component (GO): cytoplasm
Molecular function (GO): actin filament binding; calmodulin binding; GTPase activator activity
Source: RefSeq, a predicted model, not a curated record
AUGAGCUACAACACGUACACCCCCCGGACGCGACUGGGCCACCCGACUGCAUCGCCCUCGCCGCUGCGCCAGACGUCAACCGCCUCCAAUGGCUCCUCCACACACUCGAACAACGCCCCGAGCCGGUCGAGCACCCAGUCCAGCAGUGCCUCGAACGGCUUUGGCCCUGCACUGGGCCAUCGUCGCGGCAUGAGCGAGGCCACGGCUCUGUCGCAGCCACGCACAGAGAGCCGCGGCGGCUUAGAAGAGUCCAACCCGGGCAGCACCUACGCCAGCAUGCGCAAAGCACUGCGUCCGCUCUCGCAAGCCCCGCAGAGCUCGCCGCCUCCCUCUCCCGAGAAGCGCCCCUCGACCCCGUCCGGCAGCCCCACACCAUCGCUCUCCCACAACCGGUCACAGAGCGUCGAGAACAUACGCUACCAGCCCUUUGACGGCCCGAGUUCGCCCACCUCGCCCACCGCGCCCACCGCGAAGCCGCGCCCUCUGUCCAUCGCCGUCUCGCGCGCAGACUCGAUACGCGCGCCCGCCCGCGAUCACUCCUCCCGCCCUCUCUCCACACACCUCGAGAAGCCUGUGCUGCAGAGCCUGCACAAGUCAGCCACCGGCCAUCUGCGCACUCUCUCCAAAUUCGCCGACUCCGCCAGUGAGGAGGACUUCAGCAUCAAGUCGCCCGAACAGGAAGUGAUAGGCCUCCAUGGCAGACGAAGGCUACAACGCACCGACAAGCAGCAAGGGAAGAAGCCACAGUCCUCCUGGGCACGAAGCAACUGGAUGGACCAGCAGCGCCAGUUCUUGCAGGCAUACGAGUACCUCUGUCAUAUUGGAGAGGCCAAGGAGUGGAUGGAGGACAUCAUCGACUCGGAGCUGCCGCCUGCUGUCGAACUGGAAGAAGCGCUACGCAACGGCGUGACACUGGCAGAGAUUGUGCAAUCGAUCAAAGGCCAUCCCUUGCGGAUAUUCCGCGAUCCGAAGCUGCAGUACCGGCAUUCUAACAACUAUGCCCAUUUCUUCAACUUCCUCGCCGAGGUCGAGCUGCCAGACCUCUUCCAGUUCGAACUCAUCGAUCUCUACGAGAAGAAAAACGUCCCCAAGGUCAUCUACUGCAUCCACGCCCUGUCAUGGCUCUUGUUCCGGAAAGGCAUCGUCGACUUUCGCAUUGGCAACUUGGUCGGCAAACUCCAAUUCGAGGACCACGAGUUGGAAGCAACGCAAAAGGGUCUGGACAAGUCUGGCGUGAGCAUGCCCAAUUUCUCCGGCAUGUCAGCAAACUUCAACGUCGAGCCAGAGCCUGAACCGGAGCCCGUGGAGUCAGAGGAAGAUCGAAUCGACCGUGAGCUGAGCGAAAGCGAGCCCAUGAUCCUAGACCUGCAGGCACAAAUAAGAGGCGCACUAUUGCGCAUGCAGUUGGGCAACGUGAUGCAGGAGCUCUGGGAUCACGAGCAUCUCAUCGCAGAUUUGCAAUCGCGUAUUCGUGGUGACUGGGCGCGGCAGAUUGCCUAUUACCGUCUAGACAUGCGCCGCUUCGCAGUCAACCUCCAGAGUGCAGCAAGAGGAUUCCUUGUCCGGUCACGCAAACGAGGCGAAGAGAACUACUGGCAAGACAACAAGGCGCAGGUGCUCAAGGUGCAGAACUUGUUCCGCGGACGCAAAGCCAGAGCACAGGUCCAGUACACCAAAUCGAAAGUACAGCAACACGAGCACGGAAUCCGGCAGUUCCAGGCAGCCAUACGAGGAGCACUGGAGCGACUUCGAGUCGGCGACCGGUACGCAGAGACCAGGGAUACUGAACCAGCCACUGUACAUAUCCAGGCAAUGAUCCGCGGUGCACUCCUCCGACAACAGGUCGACCGCGAAUGGGCCGACCUACAAGCAAACGAAGCGCACUUCACAGAUCUUCAGGCUGUCUCUCGAGCGGCACUCUUAAGACAGGAGCUGAGAACGAACCAGGAAAGCCUUCGCCAACACGAGUCAAUAGUCACAUUCUUGCAGGCCGCUGCUCGAGGUAUUCUGGCUAGGAAACAAAAUGCUGAGAUGCAAGACCAACUGGUAAGCACGUCAGUCGAUUGGUCCGCUGUUCAGUCCAAGAUUCGCGGUGAUGUCGCUCGAAUUGCUUUUGGGCAAUUGAUGAGUGCGCUUUAUGCGGAAGAGCCGCAAAUCACAGACCUACAAUCCAAGAUCCGUGGCAAUGACUUCAGGGUUGCCUUUGGACAGAUGAUGAGUGCGCUCUACGCUGAAGAACCGCAAGUCAUUGAUAUUCAAUCCAAGAUUCGGGGCGAUGCGUCCCGAAUUGAUUUUGGACUAUUGAUGAGUGCGCUCUACGCUGAAGAGCCGCAAGUCACUGACCUACAGGCAAUCGCAAGAGGUGGCCGAAUUCGUUCAAAGACUGCACACACACUGGCGCAGUUGACCGAGCAGGAAGCUUCUAUCCUCUCUUUGCAGGCUUAUAUUCGUGGUUUCCUUUCACGGCAAAGACACUUCUCUGACCUCAAGGCGCUCCAGGCACAGACACCGGCUUUUGUUGACCUCCAGUCGGCAAGCCGAGGUUUCGUUCAGAGGCAGAGGACUUACGAUACUCUCUGCCAGCUCAACGCUCAGGAGCCAGAGAUUACUCAGCUACAAGGCGAUGCACGUGGCGUGUUACUCCGCAUGGAGAUUGGCAUGCAGCUGGGUCAACUCGAGGAGCACGAGGAGGCCAUCGUCGAACUCCAGACGCUGGCGCGUGGCAUGGUCAUUCGUCAGAAGUACGCCGAGAAGAAGCAGUUCUACAAGGAGAACAUGGAGAAGGUGAUCAAGAUCCAGAGCUUCGUUCGUGGUCGACAACAAGGUGAAGCGUACAAGAGCUUGACAAGUGGGAAGAAUCCACCCGUGUCCACUGUCAAGAACUUUGUGCACCUGCUCAACGACAGCGAUAUCGACUUUGAUGAGGAGAUUGAGUUUGAACGCCUGCGAAAGACUGUGGUCCAACAUGUCCGACAGAACGAACUCGCUGAGCAGUACGUCGACCAACUCGACAUCAAAAUUGCGCUGCUUGUCAAGAACAAAAUCACACUGGACGAGGUCGUCAAGCACCAAAAGCACUUUGGGGGUCACGUCGGCACUCUUCUCAGCAGCAAGGACAUUUCUUCCAAGGAUCCAUUCGAUUUGAAGGCGCUCAACAAGACUUCGCGCAGAAAGCUCGAGCAAUAUCAGGAGCUCUUCUUUACUCUGCAGACGCAGCCUCAAUACUUGGCACGUCUUUUCAGGCGUGUACGAGAACAGCGCUUAGAAGACAAGGAUACCAAGCGCAUCGAGCAAUUGACGAUGAGCUUGUUUGGUCUGGCUCAGAAACGAAGAGAAGAAUACUGGUUGCUGAAGCUCAUGGCAAGGUCCUUGAGGGAGGAGAUUGACGGUUGUGCGACUUUACAAGAGUUCGUCCGUGGCAACUUCUUCUGGACUAAGCUGUUCGGCAGCUUUGUUCGCUCACCACGAGACCGCAAGUUCUUGAAAGAGCUCCUCGGUACAGUCAUUCGGGAGAAUAUCAUCGACAACGAGGAACUGGACUUGGAGAGCGAUCCCAUGCAGAUCUACAAGUCUGCAAUCAACAAUGAGGAACUCCGAACCGGCCAGCGAAGUCGCCGCGACCCGAACGUUACAAGAGACAUGGCGCUCAAAGAUCAAGAAACAAGAGCCACGUUCAUCCACAAUCUCCAGGAUCUCCGAGAUGUUGCAGACCAAUACUUCUCCAUGUUCGAGGAGGUAAUUCACCGGAUGCCGUACGGGGUUCGCUACCUCACGCAGCAGAUGUUUGAGGAGCUACGCCAGAAGUUCCCCUACGAGCCACAAGAGCAGCUGCUGCAAGUUGCGGGCCACUGGGUGUGGAGGUCCUACAUCCAGCCUGCUCUAGCGCAGCCCCAACAUUGGGGUGUAGUCGACCGCGGCCUGUCCCCCAUCAUGGGCCGCAACCUUAAUGCUGUCGGUAAGGUUCUUGGUCAGGUAGCAGCUGGAAAGCUGUUUGGUGGCGAAGAUCUCUACCUGCAGCCACUCAACAGCUACAUCACCGAAGCAAUCGACCGUCUGCAGGACAUCUGGUCCAACCUCAUUGACGUGCGCGACGCCGAGGCUCAGUUCGAGAUUGACGAGUUCAACGACCUUUUCGCUCGCACCAAGCCGACAUUGUACAUCAAGCUUGCAGACGUCUUCGCCAUUCACAACCUCGUCAUCGAUGACCUCCCAACACUGUGUCCCUCCCAGGAUGAUCCUCUCCGCGAGGUAGUUCGCGAACUUGGGAGCGCGAAGAACAACGAGAACGAGCUGCUGCACGUCAGCUCAACCGAAAUCACGUUGACCCUCAAUCCCAAGUUCCACGAGCAAGAAGACCCCGACGCACAUCUCAAGUCACUAUUCAUGGAAACCAAGCGCUACGCACUGUACAUCAUUCGCGUCCAAACAGGUGCCAACCUGACAGAAAUCUUGUGCAAGCCCGUCACACCACAGGACGAAGACCGAUGGGACGCACUCGUUCGCGAGGAGGUCGCUGCUCAGAGGAAGGACCGCAACCGCAAGCACAGCGCUGUUCGAUCUUCGGCGGCUUCCACCUACACCACCGACAUGGGAUCCAACUCUGUGUUGGAACUCGACUACCCUACACUGAAGCAGUACUGCCUGGAAAACAUGGUCCAGCUGCAACGCGCCGGCCGCAUCUCGCCUCACAACAACUACCAGGACCUGCUCAACGCCAUUGCCGUCGACAUCCGCACCAAGCACAGGCGACGCAUGGAGCGCGCGCGUGAGAUGGAGGGCGUACGUACCACCCUCGCCGCCCUGGACGAGAAGGCACAUUUCCUGGAGCAACAACUCAAGUCGUACAACGACUACAUUGAACAGGCCAUGGUUACCCUGCAGUCGAAGAAGGGCAAGAAGAAGUUCCUCCUGCCCUUCACGCGGCAAUACAACCACAUGCGCGAGCUCAAGUCGACGGGGCGGGCCUACCGGUUCGGGUCGUUCAAGUACUCUGCGCGUAACCUAGCCGAAAAGGGGAUCCUCGUAUCGUGGAGCGGGUACCCCGAGCGACAGUGGGACCGGCUGGAGAUGACCUUCAGCUCCAACCAGACGGGCAUCUUCGAGAUCCAGGGCAGCCAGGGCUCGAUGAUGAUCCCCGGCGCGUUUGCAGAGGUUCCGCUGGACGGCUUGCUGCAGGCCCAGUUCGACAACCACCAGUUUAUGAACUUGUUCGGCGAUGGACGCGAUGGCUCGGGUCAGGGCGCUGUUCGUGUUAAUGUUAAUUUGUUCUUGCAUUUGAUUUUCAAGAAGUUCUACCGCGACGAGUAG